GAUAGUUUCGGAGGCGGAAACCAGGAUAUUCUCCGACCCAAAGUCGCUGCUUAUAAAUGUGUCAUUUCGAUCACAGGUUUCUAGAGGAUUGAAGAUAUCUGACAUGAUUAGGAAAAGUAAAGCGACAGGAGGUCGGAGAUGUUAAGCGGCACGACAGCUUGUCCGUGCGUAAAAUGGAUCCGGUUCCGUCGGUUUGAAGGGUCGCUGUCACAGUUCUGAGCGCUCCAGCACUACUGAGGACAUUUUACUCCAAAUUUAGAUCUCAGCACCGUCUAAGAUCAAAGUCACACGUCGGUGUUGAUUGUUUAAAAGGUCUUUUCAUACUCAGUUCCGGUUCUGUGAAAGAUGUCAGAGAGGCAGCCAUGGUGGAAGGCGUUCUUGCCAAAGAAGAAGAGCUCAGGCCACAAGGACGCAGGUUUGUCCCACACUUUUGGCCCUGACUUUGACCCUUUUGCUCAACGGCCUGAGAAGUCCAAAGACCCUGCCGCUGCAGCAGCCUCCAAACCAGCCACUGACCACGCCGACUGUCAGACAGAUUCCAGUAACAGCCCCAGUUUCAGGGACACCUACGACGAUUCCCAUCUGGAUUCAUUCUUCAAUGAGCAAACGUGCCGCCGAAACAUGGACAUCUCGCGCUCAGGUCGAUUCAAAGUAAAGAGAUCACGCUACCGCAUUCCUUUACAAGAGAAAGAGACAGAGAGAGGGACGGCUGGCAAAGAGGACGUACGGUACCAGGGAGGUAUAGGAAGAAUGAACACAGACUGAUGAUGCUUCAAGAUGGCAAAGAUUCAUAGUCUUGAAGCAAGAAGUUCGAUUGGAUCAAGAUGACAAAUGGUGUUCCAAGUUCUAAUUAUUAUUUAGAACAGAAAUACAGGAAUCCAGUUGUGUAGUGCACCUUUACAAAAA
This is a messenger RNA of Thalassophryne amazonica, 906 nucleotides long. RefSeq names its product proline-rich protein 15. The transcript has 2 exons. The coding region runs from base 346 to 765 and encodes 139 amino acids. The record is from RefSeq and is a predicted model, not a curated record. Lineage: Eukaryota; Metazoa; Chordata; Actinopteri; Batrachoidiformes; Batrachoididae.